This is a messenger RNA of Rhinopithecus roxellana (golden snub-nosed monkey), 4703 nucleotides long. Its product is annotated as ATP-binding cassette sub-family F member 2. The transcript is spliced from 15 exons. Bases 259 to 2133 code for a protein of 624 amino acids. NCBI's taxonomy places the organism in Eukaryota, Metazoa, Chordata, Mammalia, Primates, Cercopithecidae. The record is from RefSeq and is a predicted model, not a curated record. Gene Ontology annotation, molecular function: ATP binding; ATP hydrolysis activity.
GGCGUCACGUGGCCCCGCGAGGUCUCUGGGAUACAUGGUAGUCCUGAAGCCGGGUCUCACUCUUGGCCGCUGCAACUUGAGGACUACACUUCCCAGGAGGCAGCGCGGCGGCGCGCCGAGAACCACCCGAGGUCGUGAUUGGCUGGUGAGCCGGCCGCACGCGGAGGAGCCCAAGGAGCAGCUCUGUUGCGACAGAGGCCGAGCAGCAAGGCCCAGCACCCUGAAAGAACAGUUAACCUACCCCUGUGGGUCAUCAUCAUGCCCUCCGACCUGGCCAAGAAGAAGGCAGCCAAAAAGAAGGAAGCUGCCAAAGCUCGACAGCGGCCCAGAAAAGGACAUGAAGAAAAUGGAGAUGCUGUCACAGAACCACAGGUGGCAGAGGAGAAGAAUGAGACCAAUGGCAGAGAGACCACAGAAAUAGAUUUGCUGACCAAGGAGCUAGAGGACUUUGAGAUGAAGAAAGCUGCUGCUCGAGCUGUCACUGGCGUCCUGGCCUCUCACCCCAACAGUACAGAUGUUCACAUUAUCAACCUCUCACUCACCUUUCAUGGUCAAGAGCUGCUUAGUGACACCAAACUGGAAUUAAACUCAGGCCGUCGUUAUGGCCUCAUUGGUUUAAAUGGAAUUGGAAAGUCCAUGCUGCUCUCCGCUAUUGGGAAACGUGAAGUGCCCAUCCCUGAGCACAUUGACAUCUACCAUCUGACUCGAGAGAUGCCCCCUAGUGACAAGACACCCUUGCAGUGUGUGAUGGAAGUUGACACAGAGCGGGCCAUGCUGGAGAGGGAGGCAGAGCGGCUGGCUCAUGAGGAUGCGGAGUGUGAGAAACUCAUGGAGCUCUAUGAGCGCCUGGAGGAGCUGGAUGCUGACAAGGCAGAGAUGAGGGCCUCCCGGAUCUUACAUGGACUGGGUUUCACACCUGCCAUGCAGCGCAAGAAGCUAAAAGACUUCAGUGGGGGCUGGAGGAUGAGGGUUGCCCUUGCCAGAGCCCUCUUUAUUCGACCCUUCAUGCUGCUCCUGGAUGAGCCCACCAACCACCUGGACCUAGAUGCUUGUGUGUGGUUGGAAGAAGAACUAAAAACUUUUAAGCGCAUCUUGGUCCUCGUCUCCCAUUCCCAGGAUUUUCUGAAUGGUGUCUGUACCAACAUCAUUCACAUGCACAACAAGAAACUGAAGUAUUAUACGGGUAAUUAUGAUCAGUAUGUGAAGACGCGGCUAGAGCUGGAGGAGAACCAGAUGAAGAGGUUUCACUGGGAGCAAGAUCAGAUUGCACACAUGAAGAACUACAUUGCGAGGUUUGGUCAUGGGAGUGCCAAGCUGGCCCGGCAGGCCCAGAGCAAGGAGAAGACGCUACAGAAAAUGAUGGCAUCAGGACUGACAGAGAGGGUCGUGAGCGAUAAGACACUGUCAUUUUAUUUCCCACCAUGUGGCAAGAUCCCUCCACCUGUCAUUAUGGUGCAAAAUGUGAGCUUCAAGUAUACAAAAGAUGGGCCUUGCAUCUACAAUAAUCUAGAAUUUGGAAUUGACCUUGACACACGAGUGGCUCUGGUAGGGCCCAAUGGAGCAGGGAAGUCAACUCUUCUGAAGCUGCUAACUGGAGAGUUACUGCCCACAGAUGGCAUGAUCCGAAAACACUCUCAUGUCAAGAUAGGGCGUUACCAUCAGCAUUUACAAGAGCAGCUGGACUUAGAUCUCUCGCCUUUGGAGUACAUGAUGAAGUGCUACCCAGAGAUCAAGGAGAAGGAAGAAAUGAGGAAGAUCAUUGGGCGAUACGGUCUUACUGGGAAACAACAGGUGAGCCCAAUCCGGAACUUGUCAGAUGGGCAGAAGUGCCGAGUGUGUCUGGCCUGGCUGGCCUGGCAGAACCCCCACAUGCUCUUCCUGGACGAACCCACCAAUCACCUGGAUAUCGAGACCAUUGACGCCCUGGCAGAUGCCAUCAAUGAGUUUGAGGGUGGUAUGAUGCUGGUCAGCCAUGACUUCAGACUCAUUCAGCAGGUUGCACAGGAAAUUUGGGUCUGUGAGAAGCAGACAAUCACCAAGUGGCCUGGAGACAUCCUGGCUUACAAGGAGCACCUCAAGUCCAAGCUGGUGGAUGAGGAGCCCCAGCUCACCAAGAGGACCCACAACGUGUGAGCCCUCUAUCUGGGCUCGGGUCAGGAGCUCCAUCUGGGAACUAACAGCUGCUAUCCUGACCAGCCGCUCAGGACAGGACCCUGGGGCUACACUCCUGCAUUGCUGCAAUACUGCUCCCCCAGCCUCUCCCCUGCCCCUCAACCUGCCUUAGCUGCACUCUUUUAUCUACAGCUGGACAGUACCUGUCUGUUUCCUGUCCUCCUUCCAGUUACGUCUGUCCAUGUCUGGACUCGGCUGGCCGUUCCUUCCAGCCCUUGCUGGUUACUUACUCUGAGUGUGAUGCAGUCAGAGGCACUAGCGGGUUAGCCCAAGGGCCCAAGCCCUGGAUUUGGCCCGCAGAGGAGCUUAGGAUCCUCGUUUUCUGGGUUUUGGUGAUGUUGGAGGAGUACCCCCAGCCCACCGCCCCGAUUCCUUUUUGCUUCUGGUGUGGAGCUCUGGACCAGGACCUUCGUCCUGGUCAGUUUUUAAAUAAUUAUUUAACAGUGUAACUUUUAGACCUGCGUGACAUCUACAAAGCGCCCAAUAAAGAAAGGAAGCCACGGUCCCCACCUUCCUUCUCGGGUCUCUGGGGCCUUCUCCCUGCAGUGCCAACAUGCACUGCCCUCAGCAGGAGCUGGAUCCAGCGUCAGUGUGUGGAUGGGAACUGAAGACUAGUCCGCAGGAGCUGGAAGAACGUUCUCCCUUUACUGCUGAUUUGAAAUUGUACCUUUUCUCAGGCCUGUGAUUCACAGACUUUAACAUGAAUCAGAAUCACCUGGAGCACUCAUGCGAUCAGAUUGCCAGAUCUCGCCUCAGGGUUUCUGGUUCAGUAGGUUUUGGGGGAGACCAAGAACAUGAACAUUUCUAACAAGUUUCCGGGUGAUGCUGUUGUUGCUGGUCCAGGGGCUGUAUUUGGAGAACCACUGCCCAGGAGCGUGGUUUUCCGAUUGUGAUCUGAGGUUCUGCCCCAACUGCAUAGAAGUUGGGCUGCUUGUUAAAAAUGCAGGCCAGGUGUGGUGGCUCACACCUGUAAUUCCAGCGCUUUGGGAGGCUGAGGCAGGUGGAUCACUUGAGCUCAGGAGUUCAGGACCAGCCUGGGAAACAUGACGAAACCCAUCUUUACACGCCUGGAAUCCCACCUGCUCAGGUGGCUAGGGUGGAUGGAUUACUUGAGCCCGGGAGGCGGAGGUUGCAGUGAGCUGAGAUUGCACCACUGCAUUCCAGCCUGGGUGACAGAGCAAAACCCUGUCUCAAAAAAAUGCAGACUGGCCAGGCACAGUGGCUCACACCUGUAUUCCGACUGUAAGCUUAUCACCUUGGGAGGCCAAUGUAGGAGGAUCAAUUGAACCCAGAAGUUCAAGACCAGCCUGGGCAAAGUAGGGAGACCCCAUCUCUACAAAUAAUAAAACGAACCGGGCAUGGUACCAUGUGCCUGUGGUCCCAGCUGCUCUGGAAAGAGGAGGCUCACUUGAGCCCAGGAGGUUGAGGCUGCAGUGAGCAGAGAACGUGCCACUACACUCCAGCCUGAGGACAGACCGAGACACUCUCAAAAAAUAAAGAUUGCUGAGCAUCAGACCUAUUGAUUAAUCACGUUUGGUAGAAUGAGAGAAGGGUAGAGAUGGCCAGGAGUUUGCAUUUUCACACCAACGUCUGUGAACCUCUCUUCCUAUUGGGAUACAGGAAAGUUUGUAUUUUUACCUGUCCACAGCCAUAGUUUUCAUCAUCACUAUUGAAUUCACUUCCAGCCCAGGGCUCUGCAUACCUUGUCUGGGUCUUUUGAACUUCAGUAGCACCUCACCAGUGGCUAUCCUUCCUGGUAUGGAUUCAUCACUCUGCCUCUGAAAUCAGCAGCCAUCCCUAUGGGAAGACACAGCCAUGGUUUUUCAGUACUCAUUAUAAUAUAGCCAGGACUGGCGGGAGCAACUGUCCCAGAUGGUGUUUAAACCCCUUAGGAGCUCAUGAUCUUGUUGGAAAGCCAGUAAGACAGAACCAUACAGGACACAAAUUAGAUGCUAAAUUGUGAUUUAGAUAGGAGACAGAAGUAUUCAAAAAGGAGGGAAAUUUCUUGUGAGUAGCUGCCCAGAGAGAUGGAAUUGGUGUGCUCUCACUUGGAAAAUGAGUAGGGUCUUCUCAGAUGGCCACGAAGUCCAGGAACUGCCCUGGGUAACAGGGACAAGAGCCUCCCGUGAGACACUGCAGCAGAGACAGACGGGAGUCCUCUACCACUGACCCCAGAGAGUACUGGCUUGACUGCUUUAUGCCUUAAGUGGGACCUGGAGCAAAAUGGCCCAAAUUAGUCUGUCCUGAGUGUCCAGAGCCUUGGUUCAGGGGAGAGUGGCAUCUGGAGAGUGGGCUGCUGGAAUAAUGGGAACAGGGAGGGACAGAGUCCCUGCUCCUUCAGCCAAGGAAGUGCUGGAUAUUGCUAAGAAUCUAGAUAGUCUCGUGAUCUCCAGUCUCCAUGCUAGGACAGGAGGUCUUCAGAACCUGGAGGAAUGGAAAUAGUCUAGUCAGCUUACUUGUCGAGAAAAAUGUCAACCUUGGUAAUUUAAAGAAUGCUUUAAAAGUCCACAAAAUACAUAUUUCUAAAAUUA